Messenger RNA from Musa acuminata subsp. malaccensis (wild Malaysian banana), 4289 nucleotides. Its product is annotated as probably inactive leucine-rich repeat receptor-like protein kinase At5g06940. Gene Ontology annotation, molecular function: protein binding; protein kinase activity; ATP binding. Gene Ontology annotation, biological process: protein phosphorylation. The record is from RefSeq and is a predicted model, not a curated record. Lineage: Eukaryota; Viridiplantae; Streptophyta; Magnoliopsida; Zingiberales; Musaceae.
UAAUGACAAUGCUAAUCCUACAAUUUCUCGAAGAAUCCAGUGACGAGAUUGUUGGCCCACUCCAAUGAACUCUUGAAGAAGAAGAAAAGAACAACUUAGAUCAUAUGUGCAGUUUCAUCAGCCUUACUAAGAUGCUGUCAGCUCGGUGGAUGUUACACUUGGAACAAAGCCCCAAGUGCAGGACAAGAGCAAUCAUGGUGGUGGUGCAGUCUUCGUGCUCAAGAAUUCAUUUCAUUCGGUGCUCAAGUUGGUGCCACUUCAGACCUUCUCUAUCCAUAUCCGAUACCAUUAACUCAUGGGAAGAAGGAAAAAAGGUAGAUCUUGAAAGGAGUCCCGUGGGAUGGGGUGAGACGGAUCUCGCGGUUCCAUCUUCAUCAUGGAUUCUGAUUCUGAAAGUAAUAAGUUGAUGUGUGCAAUCUUUCUCUUGGGUGGGUAAUGUUCUUUUCCUGCUUGGGGUUGACUCUCUUUGGUUAAAGGUCAACAACUUGCUAGUGGAGGGUUUGUGGUGGAAUGCAAAAGACAAUGUCACGUUCUCUACCAAAUUUCACUGUACCAUUGUUGUCUUACCUGAAACCCCACCAGAAGCAGACACCUUUCUGUAUGUGAUCAUUAUUCACACACCUGGAUUUCAUGGUGAAGAACUUGGAGAUUCCUUGCCAUAUAUAAUCCCGCAGCCGGGCAUGGCAAGAUUUGGUGAUCGGAGAACAGCAUACAUUGCAGACUAAAGCAUGCGGAGGAUGACAGUGCAACAAUCGACGGAGCAUCUCAGUGCGCCUUUUUGGACGUAGCUGAAUAAAAGUAUGGGUGUGCGUCCACCGUCGACCGCUACCUCUUGCAUGGGAAUCGUAACCUUCGUCACAGCCGUGUGAUCGGAGGAGGACGACCGGGAGGCAACGCUGGAGUGAACUCGGGUCGUCGCUUCGCAGUGACCUCUGACAUAUCAUCUCCGACUCACGGGUCAGUCUUUCAAGUGCUUUUAAUCCAUCCCUGCUUUGGGUUCUGCAUUCUGUGUCGGUAUUCUUCUUCGUUUAUUAUUUUAAGCCUGUUAUUUGUACUGCAUCAUCAACACAAGAUUAAUGGUAGGUCAUGAGGUAGAUGAAGCCAGCGUCAGGUAGUGGAGUCCACCGGUCAUGGAGGACUCUGUGCAUCUGGGUGUCUCUUCAAUGCCAAGGACUAAAUCUAACAGAGCAUGCAGUGCUGUUGCAGUGCAGAGGCAGCAUCACUGCAUCAUCAGCCUCGCUGCAACGACAACUACAAAAGGGAGUUGAUCUCAUCUCCAGCUCAAAGAAUGACUCCAAGUCCCCACUCCACUACAAGCCUUGGCAGCAGAAGACAACUCUGUCUCAGACCCAAAGAGUGGGAAGAAGAAACCAUGGCUUCCUCCUCCGCAGCUCACCAAACUCUCCUCCUGACUCUCUUUCUCUCCUUUGUCAGUGCCCUCAGCUCUUCCUCUGAAACAGACCUCCUCCUCACCUUCAAGUCCUCCAUGGAGGACCCUACCUUGGCUCUAUCCGACUGGUCCCCGAACUCCACGAACCACUGCAACUGGACUGGCAUCACUUGCUCCAAGACCACUUCUCUGGUCACCUCUGUGGAUCUUCACGGCCUCAACCUCACCGGUGACAUCUCUCCUUCCAUCUGCCAACUCCGUCAGCUCUCCGACCUCAACCUUGCCAACAACUUCUUCAACGAGGCCAUCUCUCUCCGGCUCUCCGAGUGCACCAGACUGGUCACUCUCAAUCUCAGCAACAAUCUGCUUUGGGGAACAUUUCCUGACCAAAUAGUUCUGCUCUCCAGUCUAUCUACGCUCGAUCUCAGUAGGAACCGCAUUGAAGGCCAAAUACCCGUCCGCUUGGGUUCCUUGGAGCGGCUCCAAGUUCUCAACUUGGGAAGUAACUUGUUCUCAGGUAUCAUCCGUCCCCCUGUUUUCAGAAACUUGAGCGAGCUAGUCCUUCUUGACUUGUCGCAGAAUCCAUCUUUGGCAUCUGAACUGCCUCGAGAAAUUGGGGGGCUGGCUAAAUUGAGAUGGCUUAAGAUGCAAAGAUCUGGUCUUUAUGGUGCGAUUCCUGAAUCCUUCAUUGGUUUGCAUGAGCUGGAGGUUUUAGACCUUUCCCAGAAUAAUUUGACAGGAAAAAUCCCUUUGGGGUUCGGGUUGGGUUUUCUGAAUCUGACUGCUCUGGAUUUCUCACAGAAUAUGCUUUCUGGAUCAUUUCCAGCUGAUGUUUGCUACGGGAAAUCUCUCAAACAACUCAGUCUUCUUGAGAACUCCUUCACUGGUCCAAUACCUUACAGCAUUGAGAAAUGCCUGAGCCUCGAGAGGUUUCAAGUGCAGGACAAUGGCUUUUCUGGAGAACUUCCAUCUGGUUUGUGGUCACUGCCAGAGUUGAAGCUUGUCCGAGCUGAAAACAACCAGUUCUCAGGUGAGAUGCCCGAUUUGGCUGGAGUUCUUUCUCAUCUGGAGCAAGUUCAGAUUGAUAACAAUAGCUUCACGGGGAGAAUUCCUGGAGGUCUUGGAAUGAUUCGCACCAUGUACAGGUUUUCAGCUUCGCUUAAUGGUUUCUCCGGUGAUCUCCCUGCUGAUAUUUUUGAUUCACCGGUCUUGAGUAUCAUAAAUUUGUCCCACAACUCGCUCACAGGGUCAAUUCCAGAGCUCAGGAGCUGCAGAAAGUUGGUCUCGUUAUCCUUAGCAGACAAUAGUUUGACCGGAAACAUCCCACCUUCUCUUGGACACCUACCAGUGUUGACAUACAUUGACAUUUCCAGCAAUAGACUCAGCGGUGAGAUCCCACCAGAGCUCCAAAACCUGAAACUUGCACUGUUCAAUGUUUCCUUCAACCAGCUAUCAGGAGGUGUUCCAACUUCUCUGGUUUCUGAUCUUCCAGCUUCAUUCUUACAGGGAAAUCCCGAUUUGUGUGGCCCUGGGUUGCCAAACCCAUGCAAUGGGCCACUAAAAAGACGAAACUCUAAGACCAUUGGAUUGUUCUGGGCGGCAAUUGUGGUAUCCAUUGCUGUUGGUUUCACAGUCUUAAUUGUGGGGCUUUAUGUGGUGUGUAGGAUAUUACGAGGCAAGCCCAGAUCUGGAACAUGGAAAUCGGUAUUCUUUUACCCUCUCGGGAUUACAGAAGAGGAGCUGCUUAUGGCUUUAGUUGAGAAAAAUGUGAUCGGUGAAGGUGCUUUUGGCAAAGUUCACAUCCUUCAGCUACCUGGGGGAGAAUUUGUUGCCGUUAAGAGGCUACUAAACUCCAGUAACUUGUCUUUCAGAAUAGUGAAGGCUGAGAUCAAGACAAUGGCCAAGGCCAGGCACAGGAAUGUCGCCAAGUUGUUGGGCUUUUGUUACUCCAAAGGCACAAUUCUUCUUAUUUUUGAGUACCUGAAAAAGGGUAGCUUAGGAGAUGCCCUUCAUAAACCAGGCUUUUCGCUAGAGUGGAGUUUUCGCCUCAAACUGGCUAUUGGAUCCGCACAUGGCUUACUGUACCUUCACAAAGAUUAUGUCUCACAGAUACUUCACCGGAACAUGAAAUCUAAUAAUAUCCUUAUUGGUGAUGGUUUUGAGCCAAAGAUAACUGACUUUGGCCUUGAUCGUAUAAUCGGGGAGAUCUCAUACAGGUCAUCGGUAGCUUCUGAGUUGGGUAGCUAUUGCUAUAUGCCUCCAGAGUAUGGCUGCAGUAAGAAACCAACAGAACAAAUGGACAUAUACAGCUUCGGCGUGGUGUUACUGGAACUUGUUACCGGAAGGCCAGCUGAGCAGCCAGAAGUUAGGGAGUCCCUCGAUGUCGUCAAGUUUGUAAGAAGGAAGGUGAACAUGACAAAUGGAGCUCUCCAAGUAUUAGAUCCCAAGAUCUCCAGUUCAGCACAGCAAGAGAUGUUGGAGGUACUCGAACUUGCUCUUCGAUGCACUUCUAUAUUGCCUGAGAAGCGACCAGCAAUCGUCGAGGUUGUCCGAUCCUUGCAGUCGCUUGAGCCAAUCGCCCACCCUCCAAUGUUUUCCAGUGAGUUGCCUUCUGCUGAAUAAUGUACAAAAAGAAUCAUCUGCCGUUGCUAGUGUUCUAAUAUGCAGGAGUGCAAGAAGGAAUAGAGGUUUCGUAUAGCAGAACUUACGUUGCUUUUGCUGCUGCUUUUCCCUGAUGGCUUGUACAGUGAAAAUUAGUAAUUUGGAGUGGUAUUUCCAUUAAUUGUUAUCAGCCACGCAGAUUUACUGCUUUGUGUUUAGUUUUAUUUUGGUCAUUACAAUUGACUCUUAAACGACAACGAUCUGCAAACUCUCCAGGAAAAAUCCUAUACUUCUGUUA